Messenger RNA from Eptesicus fuscus (big brown bat), 939 nucleotides. RefSeq names its product olfactory receptor 6C3. Bases 1 to 939 code for a protein of 312 amino acids. The record is from RefSeq and is a predicted model, not a curated record. Gene Ontology annotation, biological process: G protein-coupled receptor signaling pathway. Gene Ontology annotation, cellular component: membrane. Lineage: Eukaryota; Metazoa; Chordata; Mammalia; Chiroptera; Vespertilionidae. Gene Ontology annotation, molecular function: olfactory receptor activity; G protein-coupled receptor activity. The transcript has 2 exons.
AUGAAAGAGGUAACUGUCACAAUUUUAUUUGUCCUCUUAGGUCUUUCUGAUGAUUUUGACCUUCAGAUUAUGAUUUUUCUUUUUUUAUUUAUAACAUAUAUACUAAGUGUCGCUGGAAACCUGAUUAUCAUCACCCUAACCUUGGUGGACUCCCAUCUACAGACGCCUAUGUAUUUCUUCCUCCGGAACUUCUCUUUCUUAGAAAUCUCAUUUACAACUGUAUGUAUCCCUAGAUUUCUGGGGGCAGUUAUCACCAGGGAUAAGACUAUUUCCUAUAAUAACUGUGCAGCCCAACUAUUUUUCUUUAUUUUCAUGGGGGUGACUGAAUUUUACCUUCUAACUGCCAUGUCCUAUGACUGCUAUGUUGCCAUCUGCAAGCCCCUUCAUUAUACAAUCAUCAUGAACAGGAAACUCUGCACCCUGCUUGUGCUGUGUGCGUGGCUGGGAGGGUUUAUGACCAUUUUCCCUCCCCUUAUGCUUCUCCUCCAGCUGGAUUACUGUGCUUCCAAUAUCAUUGAUCACUUUGUAUGUGACUAUUUCCCCCUUUUACAACUGUCUUGCUCAGAUACAUGGCUCCUAGAAGCAAUUGGAUUUUACUUUGCUUUGGUUACUUUGCUAUUCACUUUGGCGUUGGUGAUUUUAUCGUAUAUGUACAUUAUCAGGACUAUUUUGAGAAUCCCAUCUGCCAGUCAGAGAAAAAAGGCUUUCUCCACUUGUUCCUCUCAUUUGAUUGUCAUUUCCAUUUCUUAUGGAAGCUGUAUGUUCAUGUAUGCUAAUCCCUCUGCAAAAGAAAAGGCAUCAUUGAUCAAGGGAGUAGCUAUUCUCAAUACCUCUGUUGCCCCCAUGCUCAACCCCUUCAUUUACACCCUGAGAAACCAGCAAGUAAAACAAGCCUUCAAAGACAUGGUCCAUAAAGUAGUAUUUUCUACAAGUAAAUGA